Messenger RNA from Cloeon dipterum, 1696 nucleotides. RefSeq lists its product as uncharacterized. The transcript has 10 exons. The coding region runs from base 127 to 1656 and encodes 509 amino acids. The record is from RefSeq and is a predicted model, not a curated record. Gene Ontology annotation, molecular function: DNA binding; protein binding. NCBI's taxonomy places the organism in Eukaryota, Metazoa, Arthropoda, Insecta, Ephemeroptera, Baetidae. Gene Ontology annotation, cellular component: nucleus. Gene Ontology annotation, biological process: regulation of transcription by RNA polymerase II.
GACACAACGAAACAUCGAACGGAACGUAUGCAGAGUGCAUCUCGCAGUGUUUUCACUGCAAAAAAAUGUUGAAAUAAGCUUCCAUUCAUUACAGGUUUGGUGAAGGUUGCUCUCAAAGUGUCCAGAAUGACAUCCACCGUUCCUGAACUUACGAGUGACCCUGUGGGUUCUGAGAGUUACGUGAAGCUCUCGUGGAAAUCUUUUGAGUCUCACGCGACGGAAAUGUCUCGUCAAAUUUCGGACUUGAGACAAGGAGGACACUGGGUCGACACUACCCUGAUCGCUGGAGGACACAAAUUGAUGGUCCACAAACUGGUCCUUUCAGCAAGCAGCUUAUUUCUAAGGAACAUUUUGGAUGACAUAAGUGUGCCCGAUCCGUGCAUAAUUCUCCCCAGCGACGUGAACAUAGAGGAACUGUCCAUCCUGAUCGAAUUUCUGUACAGAGGCGAAAUCAAGCUUUCGGUGGGCCAGCUGCCUUCGCUGUCACGGCUGGCGCAAAUGCUCGGCAUCCCUGGCCUCCCAGGUUUCACCGAUGCUGUUCUCUCAAAGCCAAAUGAAGAGAAUGAGUGGUUAGUGGAGGACGACGAGAGUCGCGAGGAGGAGUUUAAGGAUGAUGAAAUGGACGAGUCUGCUGGCACGAAUUCACCAGAGGUCCCAAUCAAGUCUCCUUCAAAGCUCAUUUCUCAAGGAGGGGAAGCCAAACGAAACAACAGUGGGACAUACAGCGCUUCAAACGUGGAGGAAGGCUUCAAACUGCUGCAAAGCGGCAAGUCGAUCGGGCAAGCGGCGAAAUUGGCAGGCGUGCCUCGCACCACGCUGUACAGCAAAGCGAAGAGCUGCGGCGUCAUCCUGAAGCAGGACAAAGAGGUCAGGUACACGGCUCAGCAAGUGGAAGACGCGGUUCGGGCCGUUCUCGCUGGCCAGAGUCUGAAAAGUGCUGCCGACCAGUUCGGAGUGUCCAAGACUGUGCUUUGGCGUCGCACGCAAAGCCUGAGACCAGCUUUGCCGAAGAAAAAGCAGGUCAGAUACUCGAGUGCCCAGAAACAGGCUGCGGUCAAUGCGCUCAAGUGUGGCGCCAAGGCCAGGACGGUCGCUCAGGAAUUUGGAAUCCCUGCGGCGACGUUGUACCGAGAAAAGACGAGACUCAUGGAGUUGGGCGCGCUGCCCGGGGAAGGCGGCAAAAAGCGCUCUUUGGAGGACGCGAUGGACAGGCAACUCAGGGUGCAGCAAGCGGUCAUCGCCUGCAAGGAGGGAAAAAUGUCGCAGUCAUCGGCCGCUAGUCAUUAUGAGGUGCCGAAAACGACGAUAUGGAGGCGGCUGCGUUCUUCCACUCGUUGUUCGUCAAACAUUCCGAAAAUAGACUUGGACAGCAACGCUCCCAUGACCAUCGGCAGCGCCCACCAGAAAGAAAGCGACACAGACUUUGCCACGUUCGUGAUAGACGGGACGAACCUGAAACUGAUCUCCGAGGAGGACACCAUGUCCAUGGAGUCGUCGCACUACAUCGUGCUGUCCGGCAGCGACGCAGACAGUUUGCCAGGCCUCCAAGUCAUGCUCCCACAAACUGAGGAAGGCAGCGUGGUUUGCGAGGUGGAAGAGCUGAGCCACCAAGGAGUCGACAUAGAAGUGAUAGCUGAGUCAGGCGAAAAAUCAUAAAAGAGUCAUUAUGAUUGGAUUUUUAUAUUAUAUAUAUAUA